AUCCUAUGGAACGCUUUCCUUAUCAAUUCUGUGGUACCCAUUUCUGCAGCGCAUGGGCGAAGAAAAGAAAGUGAGGAAUCCUUGCAUCAUCAUCAAGCUUUACUGCUUAGUCUGGAGUUGAACGCCCUGUGAAGAGACAGAUGUGGACAGGAUCUGUCCAGUGUGUGUACAGUCUGUUAUUUGGAUUUUGGGAACCAAUUAAGUUGAGAGGUUCUAGACUAGAUCUAUCUACAGAUGAUCAUCAGACUCAGAGACAGAGACGACAGAUUUAUAACGUUUAGAGCCAAGGCAAUAAGGGACCAAGUUGGGGACCAUGACAUGAAAAUAGGAAUUUGGUUUUGAAUUUUUAUUUGAAAUGAAGUGAAGACAGCUUUUUAUAGAUCUAACGUAGGCCUAUACCAACAAUUUUAGACCUGCAUCUAUUGAUUGAAAUAAAUGUCAGGCAUAAAGUAAACCUCUAUCAAUUAUCAUUAUUAUCAAGUUUAUCAUUUAUAGAAUCCUGAAUUAAAAAUAAACUUAGAACUGAAAGUGUUUUAAUAUUUGUAAAAUAGUCUUUAGAGCUUUGUUUUAUGUUUAGUCAGAGAGCUACGCCACCCACAGACUGAUUUUUAAAAAAGAUUCUACUAAUAUUCAAAAGACGAAAGGUGGUGAUAAUCAGCAUGUCAUCAAUAAAUUUAUGGCCUAGACUAUUUGCGAAAACACUUCCCAUGAAAGCAGUGAACGCUGUUUUUGGUAGACUUGUGAAAGACGUUGCAGCUGGAAAUAAAUCUAAGAAUAUUCAGUUAAAUGCACUCCAAUUCAUCAGAUAUCAUCAUGGAAUAGUCUUUCCACUGAGGAGACCAUGGCAUUCAAUCAGACAGUCGAAAAAUACGAGCAGAACCAUGAGAACUGUGCACUGUCUCUACUAUCAGAAUCCAUUACACUUGGCCGGGAGAUCUACAUCAGUAUUGGCUGAUAGGUGCUCAAAAGGUCUACGGUUUAAAUCUUCUGAUGCCUGGUUGGAGAAACCUGUCGUAUUCAGGACAACCUCUCCAACCUCCUCCACCAUCAAAGAAAAAGGAGAGAGGAAUAGUAGGAAGGUGUCCAAGGUGCCACGCCCAAGAACCAAGAAACCAUCAAGGUUCGACAAAGCAGCAGAGAGGUAUGCUUAUCUAUGUACUGCAUUUACGACAGCAGAAGAAUACAAUUUGGAACAUCUGAGUUACGACCUGCAGAUACAGAACAACAAGUUUGUUCUUGCUGAAAUGCCUCAAGAUGCCCAUGACAUCCUUCAUGUGCAGUUAUCAGAUGACUACUACAAGGGGCAGGAGGUUGAUGAGCCGGGUGAGAUGUUCUUCUUCAGGGAAGGAUCAGUUGUCUUCUGGAAUGUUCCAGAUCCAGAGAUCAAACUAGUAAUGAGGAUUGUGGGCCGUCAUCAACACCAACCCUAUGAGGUAGCACUGGUAAACUGGGAGAAUGAACAAAUGAACUUUGGUUAUCAUGAUUCAGCCACCAGUCUUGUGAGGGGAGACAUACAGUUAGAUAGCUCAAGGUCAACAACUGAGACAGCGUUAGAGAAGUUUGCCUUCUCCAAUGCCAUGGCAUUAUCAGUAAAGCUGGCUAUUUGGGAAUACUCUCUGGAUCAGUUUGUGGCUUCCAUCGAAAACAUUCCUGAUAACAUGAAGCUUGGCAAGGGGGUUAAGCUGUCUCGUGAAGAAGUAAUGAAGAAGACUGGUGAGCUCUUUGGUCUUCGUCAUCGUAUCAACCUCUCCUCUGAUCUCCUGAUCUCACCAGACUUCUACUGGGAUAGGGAAGAACUUGAACUUAUCUACAACAAGAUGUGCCAGUUCCUCAGUAUAUCAAGGAGAACAAAUGUAAUGAAUGAAAAGUUGAACCAUUGCACAGAGUUGGUAGAUUUAAUGAGAUCCCAUCUAGAAGAUAGACACUCACAUCGAUUAGAAUGGAUGAUCAUAGUUCUUAUCAUGGUUGAGGUUGCUUUUGAAGUCAUUCACUACAUCAGGCAGUAUAAGGCAGAUCAUGCAGAAAGUGAAGCAAGCCCAUCACAAUAACACACACACUCAUGGAAAGUAAAUUAGCCUUUAUAUCAAUCUAUGAAUAUUAUUUCAGGGAAUAUUUGCCAAGAAUAUUGUUUUGUUUUCAAUACUUGUUAAGGGUAGGGUUUCACACGCCAAUACUUGUUAAGGGGUGCAUUUUCGGAAUAUGGAAAUUACGUGUUUAGGGUGAUUUUCGAGACCCCAUGGUCUUUUGAAGUCAUUCACUACAUCAGGCAGUAUAAGGCAGAUCAUGCAGAAAGUGAAGCAAGCCCAUCACAAUAACACACACACUCAUGGAAAGUAAAUUAGCCUUUAUAUCAAUCUAUGAAUAGUAUGAAUGGCCAUUUGACUCUCCUGGAAGCAAUAGCUCAUAUUCUGAAUGGGGAUUAAUUCAAACUGGUCUAAAGUUGUGGUUUAACUAUGGUUAGUCUAUUGUAUUUAACUACAUGUAUGGAUAGACAAUUGUCUGACAAUGAAGGUUCUAUCUAUCAGCUCACUUGUAAAUUUACUGGAAUUAUUGAUUUAACUAGUUCUUCCAUCUUUAAUUAUAAGAAAAAGGCAAGAGUGUUAUAGUUUACUUCCUGUAAUUUUUAGUAAACUGGAUUUCAGAAUACAGGCCAAAGUGUUAAAUGACAGUAACCUAUUGGUUUUUCCCCAUCUUUUCUAAUGCAUGUUCAGUUUGAACUCAUAUUGUAUAAUCCAUUCAUCUACCACCAGUUUGACCAAUAACCCUUUUUUGUCACUGAGCUAUUUACCUUUUUCGUCUAAUUUUACAAUAAUGCAUAGGCCUUAUUUUGCCUUGUACACAUAUAAUCUAAAACCACUCAGUCUACCUGACAAAAUGUGAUGUUAAAGUAAAACUUCAGUUCUGGUCAUGAGAGUGAAUUAUGGAAGAAACUGGACCAAAGUGAUUGGGAAUAUUGAUAAUAAUGCUCUGAAUAGUAUAAAUACUAUAAGAUUGAGGAAUCACCAAAUUUAUAUAAGACACUGACUUGGGUUAACUGAGAGUUACACACAAAAAUCCAUGAAUUGGACUACACACAGUAUUUGGGCUAGAAAAUGUCAGGGGUUUUUAGUCAUGGCUAAAUUGUAAGGGCAUGUGGGAAGCAAUCUUUUGCAAUGAACUUGUUUCUCAAUAAAUUCUAAAUAACAUGACAAGAUUUUGGAAACUCAAUUUACAAAAUGUGUGCCUUUCAAAGUUUUUAAUGUUUUUGAUUUCAUUGUUUUUCAUUUAACAUUUUUUUACUACAUAGGUUUAAAUUUGGUGCUUGAUAUGCUACUUUGCAUAUUUCUAUCAAUACUUUUUACCUUGCCAUAAUUUGUUUUAUAUUUUGAAGAUAUAUAUUCAGUCAUUCCUUGUGCAACUUUAAAGCACUUUUGACAGUUAGUGAUAUUUCAUAAAAACUUAUUUAAUUAUACUUUGCAUAUACCACAUUUCCUUCUAUUAUGUAUGAUAAUUGUUACAUAUUUACCAGCUAAAUUCCUGUGGUAUUCAGUGUAACGAAUCUGAUAAUUCAACUUGAAACAGGUUAAGUACAGAACACGCCCGAUAGUGUACUUGUAUCAAAUAGAAAAAAAAAGUAAUGUAAUGAAUAUUGCAUAAAACUUUUUGUUAAGUACCUGGAUGGAUAUAAAUAACUCUAUUAAUUUAUUAGGAAUAUUAGGUUUAUAAUUGCAAAUGCUUAAAUUUGGCUGCAUGAUGUCAAGAAUCCAUGUAGUUUUUAUUUACCAAGUAAUGAUUAAAGGACAAGUCCACCCCAACAAAAACUUGACUCAAAUAAAAAGAGAAAAAUUCAACAAGCAUAACACUGAAAAUUUCAUCAAAAUCGGAUGUAAAAUAAGAAAGUUAUGACAUUUUGAAGUUUCGCUUCAUUUCACAAAAGAGUUAUAUGCACAUCCGGUCGGUAUGCAAAUGAGGGAACUGAUGACAUCACUCACUCACUUUUUCUUUUGUAUUUUAUUAUAUGAAUUAUGAAAUAUUUUUAUUUUCUCGUCAUUGUCAUGUGAACUGAAGUUUCAUUCCUCCCUGAAUACGUGGAAUUCCAUUAUUUUAACAUUUUGUGGUUCAGGCAAGGCGGUCCUAAUCAUCAAAUUCGUAAGAAUUGAAAUAUUGUAUAAUUCAAACAAUAAAAAACAAAAGAAAUAGUGAGUGAGUGACAUCAUCGACUCUCUAAGUUGGAUGUAACUGGCUCGUUCAUAUAACUAUUUUGUUAAAAAUAAGCGAAACUUUUAAAUGUCAUAACUUUCUUAUUUUACAUCCGAUUUUGAUGAAAUUUUCAGCAUUGUGCUUGUCUGAUUUUUCUCUAUUGAUUCAAAUCAACAUUUUGUUGGGGUGGACUUGACCUUUAAUGUACUGUAUGCAACUCACAUUCAGAUUAUUGAAAUACAGUUGCAUGGAUAUAAAAACAUGAAUCUCUGAUUUCUUGUUAAAUGUCCACUUGAUUUAAGAUUUUUUUUUGUUAAAGAAAGUUAUGGAUCCAUACUUAAUCACAGGGAUGCAUUUUACAUGGCAUACAAGAAGGCUUUUAUGCUAUGAUGAGAACUUGAAGAUGUUUAAGAACAGCAGUCAUCUUUACUGCAUUUUGUAUGCUUUCAUUUUUACGAAGUUUGUGUAUUUUGUUUUGAAUAGUCCAUAUUUAUUAUGAGGGUGAUUGGUAUAAAGCUGAUUCUUGCUUUUGUUGAAUCUGGUAUUGGGAAUUAGAGCUUUUGUAUUCUGGAACCAUAUAAGAUGUGCAUGUCUUUAAUUAUGAGACAAGAUUAUUUGAAUUGUUUUGAGAUGGUUUACACUUAAUGCUCACACUCUAUAUGUUACAUU
This is a messenger RNA of Lytechinus pictus (painted urchin), 4848 nucleotides long. RefSeq names its product required for meiotic nuclear division protein 1 homolog. The transcript has 9 exons. Lineage: Eukaryota; Metazoa; Echinodermata; Echinoidea; Temnopleuroida; Toxopneustidae. The coding region runs from base 660 to 2048 and encodes 462 amino acids. The record is from RefSeq and is a predicted model, not a curated record. Gene Ontology annotation, biological process: positive regulation of mitochondrial translation.